AUGGAAACGAAGGUCAACAUCAGGCCAUACAAACGUAGAACUAAUUUGAACUUCAUUAUGGCUACUAAACCCAAAAAAGUUACAUAUAAAGAUCCAGGCGAAGACGAUGCUGAUUAUCUUGAACCUUUACAAUACGAUUUACGUCAACCAUUGCCUAUACAAACGAUACAACCUUCAUCUAUUAAAUAUCAAGGUGGAUAUCUCAGUUCGUUCUAUUUUCUGAUAACCAUUCUCCUCUAUGCUCCUGUACCUGUUUCGCAAUUCGUUAUUGGUUUCAUCUAUGUUGGACAAUGUACUGUCCGACAAUUUAUAUCUCCGUAUAUGAUUCUCAGCGGUACAUCUGGUAUUGCUUUUGUCAUCGUGGGCAUUCUUAUUUUCGUUCAACUGAAUAAAAAACCAUCAAUGACGUUAAAAACUUCUGGUCCUAACCCAAAGUUAUUGAAGAUUCUCAUUCCCGUUUUCAUCGUGCUGUUUCUACUUAUCAUCGCAUGGUUUUUUGCUGGACAAGGGAUAGUCUUCGAAGUGAAAUUACGCGUCGAGUUCUUUGAUCCUGUCCUACCUGAAUAUUGUCACGGACAUUUGUACAAAGCUGCGUAUAUUCUUAUCUUCGUAGAUUAUCUUCUAUUUCUGGUUGCGGGUGUCUUAUACGGAGUUAGUCGCGUAUCUCCUCCGUCGGAACAAACGAACAAGAAAAGACCGAACCGUCCAGUUCGAAAUGUGCGAAAAUAA
This is a messenger RNA of Adineta ricciae, 729 nucleotides long. NCBI's taxonomy places the organism in Eukaryota, Metazoa, Rotifera, Eurotatoria, Adinetida, Adinetidae. The record is from the annotation of a GenBank genome assembly.